Molecule: messenger RNA, 1653 nt
Organism: Orycteropus afer afer
Lineage: Eukaryota; Metazoa; Chordata; Mammalia; Tubulidentata; Orycteropodidae
Gene: EMX1
Product: empty spiracles homeobox 1
Biological process (GO): central nervous system development; brain development; neuron differentiation
Molecular function (GO): DNA-binding transcription factor activity, RNA polymerase II-specific; DNA binding
Source: RefSeq, a predicted model, not a curated record
AGGUGAGCUGUGGCCAAUGGGCGCGCGCGGGGCAGGUGCCUGCUAACACGCGCCUCUCAGCACUGCUGCGGAGUCCGGGAAGGGCAGUUCUGGGAGGACCCGGGGCGGGGGUCGGUCCUGGCGGGGUUCGGGAGGGCGGGAACCGGGAUCAGCCCUUGGGCCGCACAGGCAGAUCUCAGCCGCUCACAGAGCCCGCACCAGUGCCCGCGUCAGGAGCUACCCGCGCGGCCGCAGGGGCCUGAGCUUCUGGCUGCGCGCUGUGGCCGGACUCCAGGCUCGCUGGCUCACACGCCCCUAGCCGCUCCGCGCUUGGCUCGCCGGAGGGGGCCUAGCGCGGGCGGGCGGGCGGGGGAGGUGAGGGGUGCGGGUGUGUGUGCAUGUGCCUGGCUGGGUGCACACCCCGCACGGCGGCGGCGCCUGGACGCGGAGCUCUCCCCAGAGCCGGGCUGCCUCGCUCGGCUCCGGCGGCCGCGACCAUGUUCCAGCCCGCGACCAAGCGCGGCUUUACCAUCGAGUCUUUGGUGGCCAAGGACGGCGGCGCCGGUGGGGGCAGCGGCGGUGGUGCGAGCUCCCAUCCCCUGGCGGCGCCCGCCUCGGAGGAACCGCUCCGGCCCACGGCACUCAACUACCCUCACCCUGGCGCGGCCGAGGCCGCCUUCGUUAGCGGCUUCCCCGCGGCGGCAGCCGCCGCCGCCGCCGCAGGCGCCGGCCGUUCUCUCUAUGGUGGGCCAGAGCUCGUAUUCCCCGAGGCCAUGAACCACCCCGCGCUGACCGUGCACCCGGCACACCAGCUAGGUGCCUCCCCGCUGCAGCCCCCGCACUCCUUCUUCGGCGCCCAGCACCGGGACCCGCUUCACUUCUACCCCUGGGUCCUGCGGAACCGCUUCUUCGGCCACCGCUUCCAGGCGAGCGACGUGCCUCAGGACGGGCUGCUUCUGCACGGCCCCUUCGCGCGCAAACCCAAGCGGAUCCGCACAGCCUUCUCGCCCUCGCAGCUGCUGCGACUGGAGCGCGCCUUCGAGAAGAACCACUACGUGGUGGGUGCCGAGCGCAAGCAGCUGGCUGGAAGCCUCAGCCUCUCCGAGACUCAGGUGAAGGUGUGGUUCCAGAACCGGAGGACAAAGUACAAGCGGCAGAAGCUGGAGGAAGAGGGGCCCGAGUCUGAGCAGAAGAAGAAGGGCUCCCACCACAUCAACCGGUGGCGCAUUGCCACAAAGCAGGCCAACGGGGAGGACAUCGAUGUCACCUCCAAUGACUAGGGGCAGGCAGCCAUGAACCCACGAAUCCAGAGUGCUGCUCGCUGCUGGCCAAGCCCCUGAGGGCCCAGCUGGACUCUGGCCAUUCUCCAGCCAGGCUAUGGGGAGGCCUUGAAUCACAGCCCCACAGGGCUUGGAGCCUGGGGCCAUCACUGACAGAGGGGCAAGACAUGGGCUGGCUGAGGACGAGGGCUGGGGCCACUCGGCUAUCUCCUCAGAGACCAUGCCUGCCUGGGCCUGCUGCCCACCACCACAGCCUCCCAGCUGUUAUCCAUUUCCUUUAUCUUACCUCCUUUUUGUUUUGAUGCAUUUCUGUUUUAAUUUAUUUUCCAGGCAUUCACUGUAGUUCUUAGUGAUCCCCUUGUGUCUCCCUUCCCUAUGGGAAUAAAGUCUCUCU